CGCGGGACUGGGACGAGGGUAGCAGAGCAGGACACUGUGCCGCCCCGAGCGUGAAGGGAAUCAUAUGCCCGACCGCGUGUAGUUAUGCCCACGCGUUAGACCGCCCCAUGGCCAUGAGGGCAUGGCCAAAGGACGAACAGACAGUGGAUGAUGACCCCUGGGGGAAGUUCCGUGGCGGGUUGGCGGCCAAGACGCUGUCCACCACAGCAUCGACGAUACAGGUGACCUUGCCUGACUCGUUCGUGAGCGCCACACUGGGAGACUCCUUGCUCCUGGGCUCCUCGCUGGACGGUAGGACGUACCCAAGGAUAAUCUCGGCCCUCCAGCUCCUCGAGGAGUCGGACGACGAGUCCAUAUUCUGCGGGCCGCCCUCGGACUCGGAGGGCACGGCGCUCUCGGCAGAGGCGAGGGCGCUAAAGGUCCUCGGCAUAGCGCACCCGGACGACGAGCGGAUCGCGCGCGAGGCUGCCCGGGCCGUGGCGAAGGCCGAGGCCGCCGAGGCCGCCGAGCGGCGGCGCCUCCAGAAGGUCGCGGCGGCCGCCGAGGCGAAGGAGGCCGCGGACGGCGAGGGACUGAAGUCCGCGCGGGACGCCCAGCCAGCGGGCCAGGCAGACACCGACAAGCGGCGGCAGUCCGCAGCUCUGAUUCAGCCAAAGGGGGAUGCGGCUGGCGACAAUCAGAAGUUCAUCUGCCAGUUCCCGGUUGGACUGGGAGACGACGAGGAGUUCUGUUUGGUGAAGAGAAUUCUUGGGAAGAACGGGAACAACAUGCGCCGCAUUGCAGAGGACUGCAACGCCAAGGUGCGCCUCCGCGGGAUCGGCAGCGGCUUCCUGGAGGGUGCCGACGGCACGGAGGCGAACAUGCCCCUGCAGCUGAACGUCAGCUGCACAGAUUUCGAGUCCUACUCCGAUGCCGUGGAUCGGGUAGCCGCUCUGCUGAAGGACCUCUACAAGCACUACCGGAGAUACGCACGCUCCAAGGGGAUGGAGCCGCCCGACGUGAAGGUUGCGCUGGAGGAGGUGCGCCGAGACGACCUCCACCACGACACGCUGCCGCAGAAGGCGCAGCAGAGCCAGCGGGCCCGCGAACGCCGGGUCCUGGACCGGGAGCGCCAGCCGCAGCAGCGGGACGGCGGCGCCGCGGGCGCCGCGGACGCGGGCGAUUCCGAGGAGGGCACCGACAACAGCGCCGACGAGUCCAAGUCCCAGGCGAGGCCGCCGACGCUCCCCGGGGGCAUCCCGGUGCCCACCACGGCGGCCGGCCGCCGCGCCGCUGCGCGGACCGGCGGGGCCCUGGUCGCGGCGAUGGCCUCCGCGGCCGCGCGCGAGCAAGACAGGAUCGACAGGGAGAAGCAGAAGGAGAAAGGCGGCGACCGGGACAGGAGACGAGGGAACGAGGUGGACAGCCGCACUCCUGGUGCCGAGAGAAGUGCGCCCAGCCACGGCAGCCGCGGCAGCGCGCCGAUAGGCUCGCCCGCGGAUAAGCCGCAGGAGUGGAGCUGGGACCGGGACUGGAACUGGGACCGUGACCGGGAGUGGGACCAGAAUUGGUCCUGGAGCAGCUGGCGCGAGGCCGACGGAGGAGGCGGCUGGGACAAGGAGAAGAGCCACUGCGCCGGCUGGGACAAGGAGAAGGAGGGCGGCGACUGGGACAAGGAGAAGAGCCACGGCGCCGGCUGGGAGAAGGCGAACGAGGGAGGUGGCCGGGAGCAGGAAAGAAGCCGCGGCACGGGCUGGGACAAGGAGAAGGGGGACGGUGGCUGGCACGGCGCCGGCUGGGACCAGGAGUCGGGGGCAGCUGGGAUCGGCGCCGCGGUGACGAAGGUGCCGCCACCACCGCCAGGCCCUCCGCCAGACGACGCCACGCCCACCAGGGGCAAAGAUAAGAGCAGCAAGGGCGCCUCGAAGGACAAGGGCAAGGGCGGCAAGGGGUCAGGCGCCAGCCGCGCCAGCCUCGCGGCCGCUCUGGUGCACGCGGGCUUCGCGGAGCCUGCUGCGGGCCGAGGACCGGUUCCGCAGAACCGGUUCCACGGAACCAGUUCCACAGGACCGGUUCCGCAGGACCGGUACCACAGAACCGGUUCCACAAGCCCGGUUCCACAGGACUGGUUCCACAGGACCGGUUCCACAGGAUCCGAGGGCGCGGUCACCGGCGCGGUGUCGGCAUCCGGCGUAGGUCUCGUGGCGGGUAUAGUCAAGGAGACUACGCAGGCAACCCCAGGAGCUGCCGCCGCCAAGGUCGGCUCGGCCAACGCUGGCGACGACCAGGUCGAGGGCCCAGGUGAGUUCUACGACGGCUAUGACGAGGCGGCGUUGCUGGCAGAGUUGGAGGACCUGGACCUCGAGGUUGACGCGUUCUUCGCGGAUGGUGCUACCCAGGGCCUCGUUGACCCUGGCGCGGGCGGCGACCUUGCCGGGCUCGCGGCGCUCAACGGGGGGGCCCAGGCCUCGGCGGCGGCGGGGCUGAAGUCCGAGGCCGCCCUCGAGGGGCAGCAGGAAGCCCGGCGGCUCAAACCGCCGCCGGCCCCGAGAGGGCCAUCGGGCCCACGCGGCCCCACCAUGAGUCUCGGCGGCGCGCCUGGCGCGGUGGAGACCGCGGUCUUGGACGAUGACAUCCCGCGCGCAAUCGGCAUCGACCUAUGCUCUGCGGAGGCGCAUAGCCCGGCGAAGAUGCCCCGGCUGCGAGUGGCCAAGAAAGACGCGCCCCCAGGGGCCAAGGGGGCCGCCGAGGCGCGCCUCGCGAGGGCCCGGGAGGACAUGGGCCUGACGCCUCUCCAGCGCGAGGCGGCCAGAAGCGCUCGCUACGGAGCAGGCCUCCAGACGCAGUUCAUCACCCAGGAUGGCGACCGUUUCACCGUGGUCGAUCAGCUGAAGACGACCAACACAAUGAAGUUUCAAGUUGGCCUCGGUCCGCAGACAACCUGCAACUUGGACCGAGGGCAGGCCCGUCACCGUCACGCCGACGUGGGAGGGCCAGGCCCUCUGCAUAGUGAGCACGACCGACGCUGGAAUUGUUUGGGCGUCCAGCCGGCGGUUCUACGAGAAAGACCAGAUGGUGUUGGAGCUCUCGUCGCCCGGCGGCAGCACCAUGAGGCGCAUCUUCGGCAGGAAGGGUGGCUCCGGAGGCUUGUCGUCGGUGCGUUCCACAAGGCUUAUCCACGACUCUUCCGUCCACUGAGUAUUCUUCGUGAGUGCGUGCCAGAGGCCUGCUCACAGCGCCCAACAUGCCCAUUGAUGCCAGACCCUCGCAGCACGCGUGCUCAGCGCUUGCAGAAGUGCCAGGAUGGGCCUACGCAGCCGCCUGGGGCCUUCUGCAAGCCCCUUGGGACAUUUGGCAGGUUUUCCGAGCGAAAGACGUGGGACCACCCUUGGAAGCCAUGCCAGCCCAGGUAUUGCACGGCAGGCCCAAUUGAGGAAUUGGGACGUGCCUCGUUGCCAUUGUCCCCCCGCCCGGUCUCCCUCCCCUCACUACGAUCAUCGUCAUCAUCCUACUCUGUCCCCUUCUCCUCCUCACUCUCGCAAUGGAGUUUCGGCACAGCAGCCAACGUGCUAGCUCUCAAGUUGCCGAGGCCGCGGGUCGAACCGCAGGCCGCCAGCCAGAGGAAGAGCUGUGCCGAGACCGUGUCGGUCGAACGGCUGUCGGUGGUACAGCUGACCCUCGACCCUGGGUGUGUGUGUGUGUGUGUACACUGCCCUGUUUCUUGUCCGCAUCCCCCCCCCGCUCGUCCCUCCUUCAGCCUCGUUGGCCGCUCCCUUCCCCCCGCCCCUCCCCCCUAUCCCGCCUCCCCGCCUCGGUCCUCCCUGCGCCCUUUUCCCUCCCCCUCCAGCUUCCCGGAGAGCUGGACGCUGGAGGUGCUCGGAGCGCGGCGAGGCAGGGCACGCCGCCGGGAAGAUGGCUCUUCGCGCUGGCGGUGGCGGCGCCGAGUUCCUCUCCUCCCCCCUCGCAGCCGCCGCCCCGUGUGUGCGCCUCCGCCUCGGCGCGCGUGGCCACCCCGGGGGCGGGGCUUUACCGAGAGGGGCGCGGCGUUUUUCUCCUCGGCGCCUCGGGGGCGGACCCCCCCCCUCUCUGCCCCAGGCCCCCCGCGACGCGAACAGUCGCUCACGAUGGGAAACACCACGACGUCGGGGGUCUGGGUUGUCCCGCUCCGACUCUAG
This is a messenger RNA of Prorocentrum cordatum, 4154 nucleotides long. Lineage: Eukaryota; Dinophyceae; Prorocentrales; Prorocentraceae. The record is from the annotation of a GenBank genome assembly.